Messenger RNA from Gigantopelta aegis, 1177 nucleotides. RefSeq names its product protein-lysine methyltransferase METTL21D-like. Gene Ontology annotation, cellular component: cytosol; cytoplasm. Bases 2 to 667 code for a protein of 221 amino acids. NCBI's taxonomy places the organism in Eukaryota, Metazoa, Mollusca, Gastropoda, Neomphalida, Peltospiridae. The transcript has 4 exons. Gene Ontology annotation, biological process: peptidyl-lysine methylation. Gene Ontology annotation, molecular function: protein-lysine N-methyltransferase activity. The record is from RefSeq and is a predicted model, not a curated record.
UAUGGCCGCCCCCUUAGAUAAUCUUUUUGUACGAGAAAUUGAGAGAAAUGAUGGUAAAACAUUGAAAAUAAACCAGUCGGAGAUUGGUGAUGUUGGUUGUGUGGUUUGGGAUGCAGCUCUGGUGCUCACAAAAUAUUUAGAAACUAAUGAUUUUCAACGAGGGACAGCGUGGAAGGGAAAACGUGUCGUGGAGUUGGGAGCUGGCACUGGAGUUGUCGGCCUUUAUGCCGCGAGCUUGGGAGCAACCGUAACGAUAACAGAUUUACCCGAGUUGAUUCCUCUCAUUCAGCGCAACAUUGACGACAAUGUGAAAGUCGUAACAGGAAGUGCAACAACGGAACCUCUAACGUGGGGCAGCGACACUUGUAACCAGAGUUGUAGAAAUCCGGAUUAUAUUUUCCUAGCCGACUGUAUUUAUUAUGAAGAGUCGCUGAACCCGCUGAUGUCGACGAUGUGUGACCUGUGUGGUCCCAGGACUGUUGUACUGUGCUGCUAUGAACAGAGAGAUACAGAGAUCAAGAAAGUGUUGGAAGCUCAGUUUUUUAAUCUUGUGAGGGAAUCAUUUGUAAUUGAAGAAGUUCCACUGGAGAGACAGGAUCCACAGUUCUGCAGUGAUGACAUCCACAUCCUGAAGUUUAUCAGAAAAUCAGAAUCUGACGUCACUUGAGACACUGCCCAUGAAAGAACUGCAGUAAAACCAGUCGCACUGGGUGAAGAUGACCAUGGCCAGAUUUUGACCUUGGGGGGCCUGGGGCACUUCAGGUUGGGGGGCCCCUCAACAUGGAAAUUAAAAUACAUGACAAAUAAAAAAAAAGCAUUUUUUAAAUAAUGAUCACCUUUUUUUAAUAAAGGAAGCCCUUAGUUGGUGGGGGGUGGGGGGGGGGGGGGCUGGGGCAAUUGCCCCCUUAUAAAUCUGGCACUGAAGAUGGCAGGGCAGAAACUAGGUCAUUCCUACUUCCUUCCCAGGAUACUGGUUAUACCUAGUUUCACCCAGAAAGUAAAAAUAUUAAGGCUAGCUAUGAUUCAUGCCAUGAUUGUCCUCUCCCCUCCAAACUGGCCUCGGUGGCGUUAUGGUUAGGCCAUCGGUCUACAGGCUGGUAGGUACUGGGUUCGGAUCCCAGUCAAGACAUGGGAUUUUUAAUCCAGAUACCGACUCCAAACCCUGAGUGAGUGCUCU